CAUUUAAGUUCAAGUGCAGCUUGAAGACUAGGAUCAGGAUCAGGCCUCUUCUGAAAGCUGAACAAGGCUUCUGAGCCACGCAACCCUCCACCUUUUUUGGACUCACGUCCUCGGUCUCUGGGACUAACCAGGGAAGCUCACGUUAGUGGCCGCCAAGGCGAGGGGCCGGCCUUGCCAAGACUAAAGAGGGAGGAGGGGAGAAAAGCAAGAAUCCCCCACCCCCUCCGGGCGGAGGGGGCGGGAGGAGCGCGUCCCGGCCGGGCCCAGCAGUGUCUUCCACUCUGCAUCUCUUUGGGAGCGGCGCGGGAAGGAUGCUGGGCCGCAGGGGCGCGCGCGCUGGGCCCGGGAUGCCGCGGGGCUGGACCGCGCUCUGCUUGCUGAGUUUGCUGCCCUCUGGGUUCACAAUUAUGAACAACUUGACUACUGUUGCCCCAGAACCAUCCACUCUGAAAAUAUUUUCAACUAUUUCUACAAAUGUAUCCAGCCGGGAUAUAGUAACACUAAGCCUCCCUGCAAGUAACAGUUCCCAUCCUGCCUCUCAGGACAGCAAUGAGACCACAUCGGACAUCUCAGAGACUACAGUCAACUUCACAUCUACCUCUGGGAUCACCCCAGUCCCCGAAACCACAAACUCUUCUGUUCAGUCACAGACCUCUGUAGCCACCACAGUGUCCACCACCCUAGCAAAUGUGUCAACUUCAGAGAUGACCUUGAAGCCCAGCAUGCCACCUAUAAAUGUUUCAGAUUACUCACCCAAUAGCACCAGCCCUGUGAUGACAUCGCCAACAAAACCCUAUACACCAUCUUCUCCUGCCCCAAGUACCAUCAAGGGAGAAAUCAAAUGUUCAGGAAUUAGAGAAGUGAGAUUGACUCAGGGCAUCUGCCUGGAACUAAACGAGACCUCCAGCUGUGAGGACUUUAAAAAGGACAGAGGAGAGGACCUGAUUCAAAUACUGUGUGGGAAAGAGGAUGUUGAUGCUGGGACCGGCAUGUGCUCCUUGCUUCUCGCCCAGUCUGAGGUUAAACCUCAGUGUCUACUGCUGGUCUUGGCCAAUGGAACAGAACUUCCCAGCAAACUCCUGCUUAUGGAAAAACACCAGUCUAAGCUGAGAAAGCUGGGGAUCCAAGGUUUCAUGAAACAAGAUAUUGGGAGCCACCAGAGCUAUUCCAGAAAGACCCUGAUUGCACUGGUCACCUCAGGAAUCCUGCUGGCUGUCUUGGGCACUACUGGCUAUUUCCUGAUGAACAGACGCAGUUGGAGCCCCACAGGAGAAAGGCUGGGCGAAGACCCUUAUUACACGGAGAACGGUGGAGGCCAGGGCUAUAGCUCAGGACCUGGGUCCUCCUCUGAGGCUCAGGGAAAGGCCAGUGUGAAUCGAGGGGCUCAGGAGAACGGGACCGGCCAGGCCACCUCCAGAAACGGCCAUUCAGCAAGACAACACGUGGUGGCUGAUACCGAAUUGUGACUUGGCUGGGUGGGGCAAGACUGGGCACUGUCCAGGAAAGCGGCCCCUCUCUGCCUCUUGACCACAUACUGCCUCCGUGCUGGAGGCGACAUCCCUCAUGUCCUACCCUUCCCCGCGUAUGCACCUCAGAGGCUGUUCCUGGAGCCCUGCACUUUCCGGGUGCCCUUUAUGCAUUCAGCUCUCUGAACCUACACUCUGGUCUUUUCUUGGUAAAGAUGUGGUGGGGAAAAGCCAAGGUCCAGAGGAGCUGCCAGGGUGGUUGAUGGCCUUGUAGCAUCCAUACAUGGACCCCCUCCUUCCCUCCUGCUCUCUGCCCCUUUCUAGACACCCCCAGGGAGAAAGGGUGGGCUUUUCUAAGCUACAACCUCCUUCAGGAGGCUUUUACUGUUUCUUCCUUGUAUUUCUUUCUCCAAACUACCCCUUGUACCUGCUCCCUUGUAAUGAUAUAACCAGAAAAAACAAGUUGUCUUAAACCAUGUUCCUUAUCCUUCCUCCAAGACACUGUGGGAUUAGUCACCAGCUCCAUACUUGCUCUCCUAAGUUCCACCAAGCUUCAUGUGUCUCCCUCUGUCCAUGUACAGAAGCUGGGACAGUUUUCUGGCUCCGUGUUGUAGAACAAACAGCUCAGUCCUGGUCUCUUGGGCCACACAGAGACUCCUUGGAUCAAAGUGCGCAGGACCAAGGAACCAGAUCCAGAUCUUUGAGCAGAGCCUCUUGACCUGUGCUCUUCUGCAGAAUCCUCUUGCACUGAGGCUGCGUCUUUGUCCCCUCUUCUCUGCACAGCUUCUGUCUCUCCACCUUGACUCCUGGGUUGAGCGGUGACCUCAGUGCCCCAGCAGACUUCCUUCCAUUUCUGCCUCCCCACCUGAACCCCUUCUUUGCUCUGCAUCUCCAGAUUUGAGAACCCCAGGACAUCUCCCAAAGAUCACAAGCUCCCUCCUCUGGGGGAGAUCCAGUUUCUUUUCUGUUGUUGUUUUUCUCAAGGGGUGAGCAGGGAUCCUGGUUUCAAUAACGGUUGGAAAGAGAACUUUCCAGAGAUGGUGGGUGGAUUUUUUUUUCCUGAAUAAAAAGUUGUGUGUUUAAAUCCUGUAAUUAAAGUAAUACUGAAAUAUC
Messenger RNA from Sciurus carolinensis (gray squirrel), 2579 nucleotides. RefSeq names its product CD34 molecule (gene Cd34). Gene Ontology annotation, biological process: cell-matrix adhesion. Gene Ontology annotation, cellular component: membrane. The record is from RefSeq and is a predicted model, not a curated record. The transcript has 8 exons. Bases 312 to 1466 code for a protein of 384 amino acids. Lineage: Eukaryota; Metazoa; Chordata; Mammalia; Rodentia; Sciuridae.